GUCCGCGUAGUGCCAGCUGGCAAGAAGUUGGCUGGCACCUGGCAUGACCCGGCAGCCGGCAAACGCCUAUUACCUCACGUAAUUGAUGAGGAGGACAGGGGAUUUGGCUUCCUGGCCCGGCCCGGGUCAGUCUCCGUCACGAAGGCGCAUGUUGCCAAAAACGCCUGCUGCCCUUUGUGACGCUCCAACGGCCCGACGCAUUUCACUGUACACCACUUCAACGGCCCCUGCUAUCAAGUUGGCUCCAUUUGAGACCCUCGUGGCCGGGGUCUUGUCGCAUCGUAUUGGCUACAUCUCUCACCGGUCCCGCUUAUUCGAAUCAUGCAAUAUGUCUUGCAGCCUGCCUCUUGCGGUCUACAGACAAUCCCUUUGGCUGAAAAUGUAUUCGCCACUGAACGCUUGUACGUGACUGAUUUGCCCGACUCUAAGCACAUGUGACAGUUCAUUUGAUGACGGGUACCAAUCGUUCAUGGCCGCCGCCCAUCUCAAGACCAAGUUAUUUCCCAACUGUUCAGGUGAUAGAAAUUCACCAUUAUAAUUGGUAGCUUCGUCUGCGGCAACGUGAGAAUACGUCAUCUGGCCAGCGCAAACCUUGGAGCCCUCGGUCGGCUUAUUCGCCGUAGCUCACGACAUGCGUGUGUAUGAGCAUCUCAACUCGGCAUCAAAACAAAUAACUGUUUGAUCUAAGCAAUGAAUAAACUAACUGUGCUUUUAUUUGUUUCGUGUUCCGAACCCGACACUUCCGUUAUUUGGUUCCCGUUGAAGAGUUACAAAGAAUAGGAUUUCCUACUCUGCAUGGCGCAAAUUGCGCCUACUCAAGUGUUUCAGUGCCAUUUCAUAGGCCUCUCUAGUGCCGUGUUGGUUAAAUGUGGCGUUUGGUUGUCUUUUCUUCGGCUCAACACUACAAAUUCGCCUUCGCAUCCUCACCGGCUCCUGGCCACCCUCAGCCUCGAUUCCAGUGCUAUUGUGACAUUGAGCUGCACCACAAUUCCCCUUCUUCUUUUUAUUUUUCUAAUCUAGAGUUGAUCUGUUAAGUGGCGGAUUCUUCUCUAACCUGCAGGUUAUCCCCUGUCUUAUGCAUUUCCCUCUUGUACUGCCACCUGCCGAAGCAAACAGCUGGUCACUGAGCCACUGGUAUCCCCUUUUCGCGUAGCAGUACACAACAUAUUGUCAGGAAGAUUAUUCCGAGGUCUUUUGUCUGACCGCCUUCACAAUACUGCUCAGAUCGCCCACGAUUGACAACGAAGGGGACAGCACAAAGAAAUCGAAUAAUCGAAAGAAAGACAGCACAAAAUACCCAACAGCUGCAUUCCCUUGCCUAUAUUCGGGAGUGAAUUCGCAGAAUAUUCCAUAUACAAUCGACACGGUGAUUCUUUAUAACACGGACUUAUUCCUAGUGCCGGGAUCAUCUGGUUACGACCUUGCCGCCGACAGUGGUACCUCGGCAUACAUUGACGAGCACCAAGCGAGCGGUUUCAUCCUAACAUCCAAGAAAUGUAUCAGAAGAUGACGUUGGAUAACAAUAGAGAGGCUAUUGACACCUCACCAAAGCGCCGGAGUGGCCACCACAUCAGCCUCGCUACUACCAGCCAGGCAGGCUGCGAUACUCUGGCAUCGUUUGAUCCAGAAAUGCACGAAAAUCCAGCUAUUUCUUUGGCAGAGAUAUUUGAUGCAUCCGGUGAAAAUGAAUUUUACCCCGAGACGCAUCUAAGCGCCGGUAAUACUUUGGCAAGCCAAAAGUCGGUGCAAGGUCCUAAACGUCGGCGUAUCACACACUCUAGUGAGACUCUUCCCACAGAGAGUUGGAAUAUAUGGAGUGGCCCAAAUCUACACCAUCUCCAACAAUUGCCUACAGAUAGGUCCUUAUCACCACUGUCACGUUUAUUGCUCGACAAUACUGCCACAGUCAGCAUUCACUCGCACACUGCCGGACCACCUAUUCUCAACGACCCAUAUUCAGUAUCGAAGUAUGCUGAUUUCCCGUACUUGUAUAAUAAUCAAGAACUCGGUAACUUACAGUCAUUGACCGAAGGCACUGAAGGGCAUAACCUUCAUGACCUGUUCCUAACAAGCGAUAAAUCAUGCUACAAUUCUAUUUCUGUCGACGAAUUUAUCGAUGAGAACUCCAUAAUGCCAAUGGAUCAAUGUUCUAGCUCAAACUCGAGCUCUACGAAUGAAAAUGAGCCGAAUAUCCAGCCAAUUGCAAUAGCCGCACAACCCCCUGCAAGUUCGCCGCCAAGUUGCAUCGGACACGAAACAGGCUUUUCAAUGUCUGAUAACGCUACCAGAGGCAUCAAGAUGACUGCUAAUAAGGAUAUGCCCAUGGAUAUAGUACCCGAAAGACAUUUGGCUGCUCCAGGGAAUUAUAUAACUGGUCUCUCGCCUGCCUAUGUGUGUGAAUCCAGGCACUCCGAAACUCUGUACUAUGCGACACAAUCUCGAUAUGACCAAGUCGCCGCUCCGCCGAAUGAGUUAAAUCGCGAAUUUGAUAUCUCAAAUUAUUAUUACGAAGGUGGUGAUCUGGACCCUAAUAUCCACACGCCCAUUGCUCCAAAUUAUUCGGGGCGAGAAAACAAUGGACAAGCUUCGAUACGAAGCGGGAAACGAGGACCCUUCAAGGAUCCCUUGCUUCGGAAACAGACUGCGCAGACCAGAAAGCGUGGUUCCUGUAUCCGGUGUCGAAUGCAACGUAUUCGAUGUGAGGCAAACGAAGAUGAACCAGAUGGACCUUGUCUUACGUGUAAGAGGGUUACUGGUAUCAAAGCAGGUCGGUUUCCUUGCUUGAGAUACAAGAUCACGGAUGUAAUGUUGUAUAAGCAAGGGCAGGUCCCUGGUUACGAAUGGACACAGAGAUGGAAUAACAGCAUAUCGGAUCCAAUCCAGAGAUGGGCAUCACCCGAGAUCAAGACCAUCACCAUUUGCGAAGGAUAUUCAAAUAAUGGAGUUCAAUUCCGUGUGAGACAGUUCGUACCUGAAGAGGGGGAUAAACUUGAGAGGACAUGGGAUUACAACGGGCAGAAGAUGGCCGUCCGUGUACCCCCGUACGCCUUGAUUGACAUGGAGGAAGGAAGAGAUGUUUACGAGAGAUACAUUUCUGAGUGUAUGGAUGACGCAUUUAUGUCUAUACUGGGCCCUCCGGAUGGAAUGCUCUCAAGGACGUACCAACAGGCAGUGGAUCUAUCGCGCCGGCACGACACUCUACCUAACACGCUUGACCUCCUUAACUUGACCAUGAGACUAUGGAUGUCAGUUCGGUUAUCGACGAAAACCACCUUUAUCAUAGGAAAAGAGAAACUGGGGAUGCGUCAUGAUAUUUUGGAUAUAACUAACCCAACCCCUGGUAAAAUACCAAUCCCUCCAGUUUUCGGAGCGCAGCUAGACGUCAUCUUGAUUCAUCACAUACAGUCGAAGCUUCGAAGAAAAUUGCUUGAUAAGCUCCAAGACACCAUCUUUCAAAACAAGCAAGGAAAUUGGUUUGUCAUGUAUCUGGUCAAGUUCAUCUUGUUACACAAUACGGCCCUAAUUAUUGAACACGACAUGAAUUACGCUAAGAAACAUGGCAUGAAGGUACGAGUCACUGACAAUUGCGAGGUUGAUUGCUUGCUCACUUUACAGCGUCGGUUUGCACGAGAGCACAAGGUUCAAGAAUACCAUCUUGGUAGGGCCAUCAUCUGAACACUGCAUUGCUCACUUACUAACUAGACUCCAGGAGCAAAUAUCUUGCUAGCUCAUUUCCACUAUUGCAACAAAGGGAUGUAUCCCUUCUCUGAAAAGUGCAAAGAUCAAGAAUUACGACAUCUUGCCCAAUUGAGCGAGGCACAGAUGCACUUUGUGUAUAAAUCAAGGGAAUUUAUUAAAAGACAUGAGACUUCCUGGCUUCACCUUCGUCAACGCCACGAAUAUGAGAAUCCGUGGUUUUAUGUGAGCCAAUUAUAUGAAACGGAUUGGCGUCCCUCCAAGAUGGUCAUUUAAACGAUAGCCAUAGCUACAGUCGAUAUCCGUACUUUUGCAUACAGUGUAAUGAGAAAAUCGUCCAAGCUACUGAUUUGGGCAGACCUUU
Molecule: messenger RNA, 4060 nt
Organism: [Torrubiella] hemipterigena
Lineage: Eukaryota; Fungi; Ascomycota; Sordariomycetes; Hypocreales; Clavicipitaceae
Source: the annotation of a GenBank genome assembly